Molecule: messenger RNA, 558 nt
Organism: Clunio marinus
Lineage: Eukaryota; Metazoa; Arthropoda; Insecta; Diptera; Chironomidae
Source: the annotation of a GenBank genome assembly
AUGAAAUUUGUUAAGACAAACUUUGAAAUUUUCGUGAUUUUAACAAUUCUGAUCGUUGUGGCAUCGGUGACAACAUCAAAAGCUAAAGCAUAUAAAAGAGUCGUGAUUCAUGUACCAUUGAAAGUGAAGCAUCAUCAUCAUACACACACGGUGGUCAAACAUGUACAUCAUCAAGUUCCGAUACAUUAUGAUCAUCACGAUGUUCAUGUUGUUCAUCCAGAAUCGCAUCAUCACGAAGAUUAUGACGGUGACUAUCAUUUAUCUUCUGGACGUCCCUCUGACUCCAUCCUAGGUGAUCUGUCAUCAUCCUAUGGUGAUUUAGAUUACGAAAGAGGCAAUCAUUACAAAAGCUUCGAGAAAUUUCUCCGAAAGCAAUCAAAAAAGAAGCAAAAGCUUUUCAACAACAUGGUAAUUGGAUGGAAAGGACGAAGUGACUUUGACAAAAUUGCUUCUGAAUAUUUGCAAUCAAUAAAGAAGCAGCGAAUGCCAGAAAGCGACGAUUAUCACGAUCAAUAUGCAAACUAUGAUGAUGAGGAAAGGAAGAGAAAGCGAAAGUGA